AUGACCUAGCAUUGGGCAGAGUGAGAUUUGACUUAAAGGUCUCGUCCUAGGUAAUUGGAGGCGGCUGCUCAGCUCAUUUGGGUCCAUUCCCCGCCGUCAGUAAUUGUACCUCGGGAAAUGGGGAGACUAUCUGUAUAGGGUAAAACGAGGAUACAGGCACGCUCGGUUUCCCGUUAUUAUGGUCAUGCUCGGUCACGGUACGACCGUCUCACCGGGAACGAGGCUUUGAGUUCAGGCCGGGAUGAGGCGAUGAAGGAAGGGCAAUUGACUGCCAUCAGCGGGAGACCGAAAUAUCCGUCCUCAACCGGAUAUUUCGGCGUCGAUCUCGGCAAUGCAGCUGUCACCUGAUUUACUUGCUUUAUUUAGAAUUAUACUAGGGUUGAAACUCCUCUACUAUAUAAAGAGGAGGUUAUCAUUCAUGAAAGGGGUUGGCAAUAGCAAGGAGAGAAAUAGUUUACAUUAACAAUUAUAAGAAUCCUAUUAAAUCCAUUCCCAUCUGUUCUUUAAUUCAUUUUUACUAUACCUCGUGUAAGUUCGUAACAAAGGGAAUCGACCUCGGUUUCUAUACCCGAGGCCAGACGCACUUAACAGUUGGUUAGAUCUGUUUCUCUGUUCAUUUAUUGAUAUAUCUCGCCAUCCAAUCUUGAAUUGAAUUUAGCCACAUAUCUUUGGCAUCACGCAUAAAUUUAAUUGUUCUCCGUUUUAAGGUUAAACAAUAUUAGUAGUAUAUUUUUACGUCCAUCGUUUCUUUAAUUUCUCUUUCAAAACCAUCAAAUUCGCAGCACUAAAAUUAAUGGCAGUAUCAUACUCAUGUGAUCAUCACGCUAAUGGACGUUCUUCCCGUCCGAUGGGCUAUCGGUUUCACCCAACGGACAGGGAACUGUUGAAGUAUCUAUUAGGGUUUGUACGAAAUGAGCCACUUCCCGAGCAGUAUCAACUCAUGCAGCAAGUUAAUCUUUACGGGGACAAAGACCCAUGGCAGAUUUUCGAAGCUUAUGAUAAUGGCAACGACAACAACAACAACGCCCGUUACUUCAUUACGCCGCAGAAGAAAGAGAAGCUUGCGUGGAAAAGAUUUUCAAGAACAGUGGGAAAGGGAACAUGGAAGCCACAAAGCAAAGGGAAAGAAGUGUUUGACGAUAAAGGGAGAGUCAUGGGGUACGUCAAAAGUUUGAAGUACACCCCCGCUAACAAAUCGUCGAGCAAUGCUAACGGUGAGUGGUUGAUGACCGAGUACUCUCUAUACAAUGGUUAUGUGGAUGCUUUGAAAAUUAAGAACAAGGGUUUCGUAAUUUGUAAGAUCAAGAAGAAAGAAAAACGCGGUGAUAUGAAAAAAGGAAACAAGGCCAACGUAGCUAACGAUGAGAAUAUGAGAGACAUUGAAGAAUUUAUCAGUUCCGUUCUAGAAGAACACAUUAAUGGAACAACGUCGAAUGAUAUAAUAAAGAAUAUUGAUGAGAAUAAUGUUGAAUACCUAGUGGGAGAUGAAGUCGGAGACCAUAUACUUGGUUUGCUGGGUCCCGAUGACGAUGUUGAAUGUAUAGAGGGUACUGAAGGUGAAGAUGACCAGCAAUUUGAUCAUAAUUUGUUGGGUUAUUCUGCAGAAGAUAUCGAUCUGGAUGCUUAUGAUUUUUUAGUUUGAUACCAAGUUAGCUCUUAUUUGAUAAAGUUACAAGCUUGUAGUAAUAUGUUUUAGACCUAUAUGAUUAUAUCAUUCAACAUACUCUGAAUUUUUCUUACAUUUCCUUGGUAGAUAAAUUUGGCUAUUGUUAGU
Molecule: messenger RNA, 1774 nt
Organism: Lycium barbarum (goji berry)
Lineage: Eukaryota; Viridiplantae; Streptophyta; Magnoliopsida; Solanales; Solanaceae
Product: NAC domain-containing protein 83-like
Exons: 1
Coding region: 794-1642 (282 amino acids)
Biological process (GO): regulation of DNA-templated transcription
Molecular function (GO): DNA binding
Source: RefSeq, a predicted model, not a curated record